Molecule: messenger RNA, 429 nt
Organism: Closterium sp. Naga37s-1
Lineage: Eukaryota; Viridiplantae; Streptophyta; Zygnematophyceae; Desmidiales; Closteriaceae
Source: the annotation of a GenBank genome assembly
AUGGUAUCACGAGUAGCAGCGUUAACACGCGCAACAGCAGCCACACGCGUUGCAGCAGCCAAGAGCACGCACGCCACUGCACGCGUGCGAGCAGCAGCCUCCCGCGCACGCAGCAGCCACUGCACGCACGGCUUCAGCAGCAGCUGCACACUCCUCUGCAGCCACUCGCACGCACGCCCUGCAGCAGCCGCAGCCACGCGCGUGCAGCGGCAGCAGCAAGCGCAGCACCUACCUCCGCAUCUGCAGCGAGCGCAGCAGCUGCAGCCCGUGCUACAGAAUCCGCUCCUUACCACUCCUAUCCGCCCCUACCAGCUCCUCACCACUCCUAUCCGCCCCUACCAGCUCCUCACCACUCCUAUCCGCCCCUACCAGCUCCUCACUACUCCUAUCCGCCUCUACCCGCUCCUCACCACUCCUCACCGCUCCUAA